Messenger RNA from Argentina anserina (silverweed cinquefoil), 1162 nucleotides. RefSeq names its product COP9 signalosome complex subunit 7-like. The transcript has 9 exons. Bases 134 to 928 code for a protein of 264 amino acids. Gene Ontology annotation, cellular component: COP9 signalosome. The record is from RefSeq and is a predicted model, not a curated record. Lineage: Eukaryota; Viridiplantae; Streptophyta; Magnoliopsida; Rosales; Rosaceae.
UUCGCAGUGUGUUACACAAAAUUUUCUCCGCCUAAAACCCUUCAAGUUUGGUAUCAGAAAAAACAACCUCUUUCACUCUUGGUUCCAAAACCAAAAACCCUUUGGUUGUUUUUUGUUCUUGUCGUCGUCUCAGAUGGAGAUAGAGCAGAAACAAGCCCAGCUGAUCGAUCACUUUGUGAAGCAAGCCUCUACUCUCCAAGGCUCUUCUCUCGUCACCCUCAUCGUCCAAGUCACCUCCCACAAUUCCCUCUUCGCUUUCUCUGAGAUUCUUGCUGUCCCCAAUGUCCUCCAGCUUCAAGGAACUGAAUACGCUGUAUACAUUGAUGUGCUUCGCCUCUUUGCUCAUGGUACAUGGAGCGAUUAUAAAAGUAAUGCUAGCCUUCUUCCACCACUAGUCCCAGAUCAAAUUAUCAAGCUGAAGCAACUUACUGUGCUGUCUCUAGCUGAGACAAAUAAGGUUUUAUCCUAUGAUCAACUCCUUGAGCAACUUGAUCUUUCAAAUGUACGCGAACUUGAAGACUUUCUUAUCAAUGAAUGCAUGUAUAUGGGCAUAAUCAAGGGGAAGUUAGAUCAUUUGAAAAGAUCUGUUGAGGUUCAGUUUGCAGCUGGGAGGGAUCUUAAACCUGGCCAGCUUGGGAAUAUAAUAGAGACCUUAACGGAUUGGUUAGCCACUACCGACGAUGUACUUGUCACAAUUGAGGAGAAGAUCAAAUGGGCUGAUAAGAAGUGUGAGUUGAAUACAACACACCAAAAGGAAGUCAAGGACAGAGUGGAAGAAAUGAAGAAGUCUAUUAGUCACAACAGGUUGCCCCGUGAAUACCGUGUUGAAGAUUUUAUGCUUGGUGAACAAGGUGGGUUAAUGGACUAUGAAGAAGAUCGAACCAGGAUGAAGAGAUUGUUUUGCAGGAGAAGGUCGCCAAGGUAUUGAAAGUGAAAGUUGCCGAUCAGAUUUUCAUUUUCAUGGCAUUCAUAUGCUAAAACUGUCGGGUAUGAUCUUUUAUGUUUCAAUAGAACCAUGGAGAAGGCGAGGUGAGGAUUUUGCUUAGCACAAUGCAUUGUUCAUGGUAGGGUGAUGGUAUAGGAUUGCACAGCAUCCCAUGUAUUGAUAAAUUUUAUAUCCUGUAACUAAUCCUUUUUUUUUUGGAGAAUUAUAACUAAUGCA